UACAACAAAAACAUAUCAACAUACUGACAGUAUUGCAAAGUCCGGGCUGGUACUUCCAACAGAUCUCGCUCCAUUCUUCAUCUUCAUAUUCAUAUUCUUCUUCAGCAAUCAAAUCUUUGAUACUUCACCAAUGGCGGUACCUUCAGAAGAUUCCGAUCAACAAACUACAUCGUCAUCAACCCUAACAACAACUGCAGAUCUGCACGAAAAUGGCGGCAUUGAUCAAUCAAACGACACCGUUGAAGCUGUACUUGAACCUGUUGCUUCUAACAAGGAUCCGAAACACGAGGUACCUGAACCUGAAUCGCUUCCAUCUGGAUCGAACGACGUUGUUUCAAGUGAAUCAGUAGGUCAACCUGAAAUGAAGAAGGAUGAAGGAAGUAGAACUUUUACUAUGAGAGAAUUGUUGAAUGGAUUAAAAGGUGAUCAAAGUCAAUCUAAUAAUUCUGGUCCUGAUUCUGCUUCUCCUCAGAGUGAAGAUAGUUCGUAUCAGAAUAAUGUUGCUAUGGAACUUAUCAACAGUGUAACGGGGGUUGAUGAGGAAGGUCGAUCUCGCCAAAAGAUUCUUACUUAUGCUGCCAGGAGGUAUGCCAGUGCGAUUGAAAAAAAUCCUGGAGAUUAUGAUGCUCUCUACAACUGGGCUUUGGUGCUUCAGGAAAGUGCAGACAAUGUUGAUCCUGACUCUGUCUCACCUUCUAAAGAUGCACUGCUUGAGGAGGCUUGCAAAAAGUAUGAGGAAGCUACCCGUCUUUGUCCCACCCUUCAUGAUGCAUUUUAUAAUUGGGCUAUUGCUAUUUCUGACCGAGCAAGAAUGCGUGGUCGUACAAAAGAGGCUGAAGACUUGUGGAAGCAGGCCACAGAACACUAUGAAAAAGCUGUUCAGUUGAAUUGGAAUAGUCCUCAGGCACUCAACAAUUGGGGACUUGCAUUGCAGGAACUCAGUGCAAUAGUUCCUGCAAAAGAAAAACACAAUAUUGUAAAAACAGCAAUUAGUAAGUUCCGUGCAGCAAUCCAGUUGCAAUUUGACUUUCAUAGGGCUAUUUACAACCUUGGAACUGUUUUGUAUGGGUUGGCUGAGGACUUACUAAGAAUUGGGGGAGCAGUCAGCCCAAAAGAUAUUUCACCUAAUGACUUGUACAGUCAGUGUGCUGUCUAUAUUGCUGCUGCUCAUGCAUUGAAGCCAAAUUACUCAGUCUACCGCAGUGCACUAAGGCUUGUUCGUUCGAUGCUGCCUUUGCCCUAUCUCAAAGUGGGAUAUCUGACAGCACCUCCACCAGGAAAUCCUAUUGCCCCUCAUAAUGACUGGAAGCGGACACAAUUUGUUCUUAAUCAUGAGGGCCUUUAUCAGCUUGUAUCUGAACAAAAGACGUCACGUCAGUCUCUUUCGGGCAGGCCAUCAGAUGCUGUAAAUGCUAGAAACAGAGCUGUCAAAGUUGAAAUAGCCGAUAUUGUUUCAGUAUCAGCAUGUGCUGAUCUAACUUUGCCGCCUGGAGCUGGACUCUCGAUUGAUACAACUAAUGGACCUGUUUACCUGGUAGCGGACUCAUGGGAAUCUUUGGAUGGUUGGCUUGAUGCAAUUCGUUUAGUUUACACGAUUUUUGCUCGAGGUAAAAGUGAUGUUCUGGCUGGUGUAAUCACUGGAUGAUUAUUCUAUGUCCAAUGUAUCGAUUGUAGUAUUGUGGUACAUUUUCUUUUCCCCAUUAAUUGGGUUUACAGCUUUUGUGUAGUAUAGCUUUUGUUUAAUCACAUAAAUUAAUGUAUAUUGUGGAGAAUUUUUAAGAAAAUCAAUUUUAUUUAUGUGGCAACGGGCUGCUAUAUUUCUCCAAGUUAAUGUUUCUGAUGUAGCCGGUUGGCGGAAUUUCAGUUACAUUUCUAAAUUGAGGCUAUAAAAAAAAUACGAUUUGCUUCUCACA
Amaranthus tricolor (Joseph's coat) is the source of this 1913-nucleotide messenger RNA. RefSeq names its product protein HLB1. Gene Ontology annotation, molecular function: protein binding. The record is from RefSeq and is a predicted model, not a curated record. Lineage: Eukaryota; Viridiplantae; Streptophyta; Magnoliopsida; Caryophyllales; Amaranthaceae. Bases 131 to 1645 code for a protein of 504 amino acids. The transcript has 14 exons.